Poecile atricapillus (Black-capped chickadee) is the source of this 1547-nucleotide messenger RNA. It is a transcript of the gene PCYOX1, whose product is annotated as prenylcysteine oxidase 1. Lineage: Eukaryota; Metazoa; Chordata; Aves; Passeriformes; Paridae. The transcript has 6 exons. Gene Ontology annotation, molecular function: prenylcysteine oxidase activity. The record is from RefSeq and is a predicted model, not a curated record. Gene Ontology annotation, biological process: prenylated protein catabolic process; prenylcysteine catabolic process. Bases 46 to 1542 code for a protein of 498 amino acids.
CGCUUCCGGCCCGCCCCCCGGCCUUUGCCCUCCGUUCCCGGCGCCAUGUCGGGCCUCCGCCGGCUCCUGCCGCUGCUGCUGCUGCUGCUCCCCGCGCUCUGCCCGCCCGCCCGGAGCCUCCGCGAUGGGCCCUCCAGGAUCGCCGUGGUGGGCGGUGGGAUCGGCGGCUCGGCCGCCGCGUAUUUCCUGAGGCAGAAGUUCGGCCAUGGCGUGGAGCUGCACGUGCUGGAGAAGGCAGCGGUGGGCGGCCGGCUGGACACGCUGGACGUGGAGGGGAACACCUAUGAGGCAGGGGGGUCUGUGAUCCACCCCCUCAACCUGCACAUGAAGCAUUUUGUCAAGGAGCUGGGCCUCUCGGUCGCCUCAGUGCAGGGCGGCCUCGCGGGUGUUUACAACGGGGAGGAAUUUGUGUUUGAGGAGAGCAGCUGGUUCUUCAUCAACCUCAUCAAGCUGCUCUGGCACUACGGCCUCAACCCCCUGCGCAUGUCCAUGUGGGUGGAGGGCAUCCUGGACAAGUUCAUGAGGAUCUACCGGUACCAGAUGCAUGACUACGCCUUCAGCAGCAACGAGCGCCUGCUCCACACCCUGGGAGGCGACGACUUCACCCGCCUGCUCAACCAGACCAUCGAUGAGGCCAUGCAGGAGGCGGGAUUCUCCCAGAAAUUCAUCAACGAGGUGGUUUGUCCGGUCACAAGGGCAGAUUUCGGCCAAGGGGUCACCAUCAAUGCCUUUGUAGGUGCUGUGUCCCUGGCUGGGGUGCAGUCAGGCCUUUGGUCUGUGAAAGGAGGGAACAAACUUGUCUGCUCCGGCCUCAUCUACUCCUCCAAGGCCGAGGUUAUCCCGGGAACAGUCGUGUCCAUAGAGCCAAAAACCAGCCGCAGGCCUGGCAGGGACCCGGCCACGGUCUACCACGUCACCUACAACACGUCCUCGGGGCUCACAGGGGACACCUACGACAUCGUGGUCAUCGCGGCGCCGCUCGGCCGCAAGAUGGCCAACAUCACCUUCCUCAACUUCGACCCUCCCAUCCCGCAAUUCCUGAUUCCCUACCACCAGACCAUCGCCACCUUGGUGCACGGCCGCUUGAACACCUCCUUCUUCGGCUACCACGACCCCCAGGCUUUUCACCUGGGGGCCGUUUUCACCACGGACAACCCCAAACUGUUCAUCAACAGCGUGGGCAUGGUGUCCCCGGUGGGGGACGCGGGCGGGGAGCCGCCGCUGCGGUCGGCCGUCUGGAAGGUGUUUUCCAAGGAGGAGCUGACCAAGGAGCAGCUGGGUUUGCUCUUCUCCUCGUACGACACGGUGAAGGUGAAGCGCUGGUUGGCGUAUCCCCGGUACAGCCCUCCCGAGAAGUUUCCUCCCAUCGUCCUGCACGAGCAGCUGUACUACCUGAACGGGCUGGAGCGCGCCGCCAGCGCCAUGGAGAUGAGCGCCAUCGCCGCCCGCAACGCCGCCCUGCUCGCCUUCCACCGCUGGCACGGCAACAGCCACAGCAUCGACCAGGAGGACCUGCACGAGAAGCUCAAAACGGAGCUCUGAGACCU